AUGAACAAGCCAUGUGAGAACGGAGUCGUCCCAUUGCUGCUGGCCACGCACUGCAGACUCGUGUCCGGGAGAGCGCUGCUGCGGAACAAACGCAGCCCCAUGUGCCACAACGUCCGCCCGUGCAGAGAUCAGGUCCUGGAUCAGAUCCACUGCCAAGUGGCACGCCUGAACAUGUCAGCCGAGGAGCUCUUCGAGGUCUACCUGAAACACCAGGGUCACCCCUUCUGCCACAAGGAGCUGGAUAGGUUUUGUCCGCCUGACCAAACGUUCCCCUCCUUCGACAAUAAGACAAGCGAGGAAAAAGACAGGCUGGUAUCCCUUUACAAGAUCUUUAUCUAUUUCAACACCUCCCUGGGCAACAUCACCAGAGACCAGAAAGUAUUUGGCAAAGACAGGGAGGAGGUGCUGAGGCAACUGAGUAACACCACCAACACGACACGGGGCCUCCUGUCCAAUCUCACCUGCCUGCUGUGCUCCAAGUACAAAGUCAAGCAUGUGGACGUGGUUUACAGCAACAGCUCCAGCACGGAUAAAUUCUUGCAGAAAAAGCAGGGCUGCGAGGAGCUGAGAAGGUAUAAAAAAGUCAUCUCACAAGCAGCCGUCAGCAUGGGCAAUUGCCGGAGGCAACUGUGA
Messenger RNA from Elgaria multicarinata webbii, 633 nucleotides. It is a transcript of the gene LIF, whose product is annotated as LIF interleukin 6 family cytokine. The transcript is spliced from 3 exons. Gene Ontology annotation, molecular function: leukemia inhibitory factor receptor binding; growth factor activity; cytokine activity. NCBI's taxonomy places the organism in Eukaryota, Metazoa, Chordata, Lepidosauria, Squamata, Anguidae. Gene Ontology annotation, cellular component: extracellular region. Gene Ontology annotation, biological process: regulation of cell differentiation; leukemia inhibitory factor signaling pathway; immune response. The record is from RefSeq and is a predicted model, not a curated record. The coding region runs from base 1 to 633 and encodes 210 amino acids.